UCCCAUUGGGCCUGUAUCUCAGCUUCCCUCUCUCCCACCCAAAACUGUCGGCAAAGUGACAUUUUGCACGGACAAGCUCACAUGUACGCACAGACCAUGGACGCAUAUCUUGGCGUCAGGGAGGAAGUGAUCAAGACAGCCUUGUCUGUAUCCAUCGGAGCUCUUGCCGAUGACGUGGAGGAGCGCCCUUUCGUCGCGAGGGAGAUCGGCAACAACGGCCCUUCUUCGCAGGUCAUAGUGGCCUUCGCCGGAUCAUGGUCUCCGGACGACUGGUUCGCCGGCGACGGCGAAGCAAAGCCCUUCGGAGAGGCCAAGAUCGACGACAAGAAGUUCCCUUCUCUCAGGAGCGAGUUCCCUUCUCUCAGGAGACUCGGGACCGAUGCGUUCGCCGUGGUCAACGAGGGAUUCGCGGCACGGUUCCUAAGGAUUCUGGAGGAGGAUGGCAAUCAAACGUUCCGCAAGGAGGUGGCAAAGGCAGUGGCGGACGGCAAGCAAAUAACAUUUUCAGGCUAUUCGUCGGGCGGUCCUAUCGCGAUAUACGCGACUGUUUGGUUCCUUGAGAAGUACAUAAGAUCAAACGAGAAGCAGACUUCCCGUCCUCGUCCUCGUCGUCCUCUCUGUUUAACAUUCGGAUCCCCACUUACCACCGACCGCACCUUUUGCCAUGCCGUCCAGCGUGACGGCUGGUCUGAUUGCUUUGUUCACUUUGUUGCGAAACUCGACAUGGUUCCCCGGAUCCUACUCACUCCUCGCUCUUCCGCAACGGAGUUGCUACGAGAAAUUCCCCCUUUCUUCGACCCUCAUCACAAAGCUGACAGAGCAAAACUGGCUUCCUUAUUUGGGAAUGUGAUGAAGAAUGCAGCAUGUGCCGCAAGUUACGCGGCUUGUGCGGUAACGGGGAGCAAACAUACAUUAUUUGACACCAUGUCUAGAUUCAUCAAGCGAAGCCCUUACCAACCGUGCGGGCAAUAUGUCUUUUUCACCGAGACUGGCAGGUUGGUGGUCGUGAAGAACCCGGACGCGGUUCUUCAACUGUUGUUUUACUCCUUACAGAUCGAGUCCGAAACAGAGCUUCCGAAGAUAGCAGUGGCAAGCUUAGAGGCACAUUGGACAUAUAGAGAUGCAUUAGAUAGAUGCUUGGCCACGCACAAUGUAGUUUGUUUGGAGAACCUCCGAGAUUUACCUCUCAGCUCAGAUGAUCCUGUCGAUAUUAACGUCAAGACGAUCGGUGCCGCACUGAAUGACCUUAACCUGAGCACAACGGCGAGGCUGUGCCUUCGGGCUGCUGGAGAGUUGGAGAAGCAGAAAGAGGAUAACAGAAACGCGAUCCAAGAGAAGAAGGACGCCAUAAACAAAGCCCUCAAAGCAUUAGAGGAGUACCGGACCACGUGCAGGAACGACGGCGUGGGAUAUUAUGACGCUUUCAAGAUGCAGAAGAAAGAAGAAGACUUCAAGGCCAACGUGAAGAGACUUGAGCUGGCAGCUAUGUGGGACGAGAUCAUCGAAAUGAUAAAACAGGAGCGCCUCCCUGACAAAUUCGAGGCGGAGAAAGAAUGGGUGGACCUCGGCACGCUGUUUCGCCGGCUCGUGGAGCCAGUAGACAUAGCCAACUACUAUCGGCACAUGAAGAACGAAGACGCGGGUCCUUACAUGACCAAAGGAAGGCCAAAGCGGUACCACUACCCGCAAAGAUGGCGAGAACAUGCCGAGCAGUUGGAUAGAGAUUCAAGCGGCGAAUCCUGCUUUUUGGCAGAGGUGGAGGACCUCAACGUCGAAGUUGCUAACAAGAAACCAUGGACCAGCAUAAAGGACAGGGUUUUGGAUUUGGAGAAGAAGCUGAACGAUUGGAAAGCUAAAAAGGAGGUGAACGAUGAUGUGUUCUUAGAUAAGAGCACGCUUGUUGAGUGGUGGCGAAAACUCCCUAGAGAACACAAAGCAAAAUCCUGCAUCAAAGGACUCAUGGAAAGCCAGACCUAGCAACUGGCUCGCAUCAUUCCACGGGGAUUCAUAUACCUUUUCAGUUGAUUUUCACUGUAAAAUAAGUGUUAACAAUGAAAUAAGUUAACCUGCAAAAUGUAGGAGAGAACCUC
Messenger RNA from Rhodamnia argentea, 2090 nucleotides. RefSeq names its product protein EDS1L-like. The coding region runs from base 82 to 1977 and encodes 631 amino acids. The record is from RefSeq and is a predicted model, not a curated record. Gene Ontology annotation, biological process: lipid metabolic process; defense response. The transcript is spliced from 3 exons. NCBI's taxonomy places the organism in Eukaryota, Viridiplantae, Streptophyta, Magnoliopsida, Myrtales, Myrtaceae.